Messenger RNA from Dentiscutata heterogama, 1644 nucleotides. NCBI's taxonomy places the organism in Eukaryota, Fungi, Glomeromycota, Glomeromycetes, Diversisporales, Gigasporaceae. The record is from the annotation of a GenBank genome assembly.
AUGUCGCCAAGAAACCCUCAAGAUGUAUUAUCCGCCGUUUGGCAAUGGGAAAAUCCAUUAAAAUGUUUCUUAUUAAUCAUAAUCAUUGUUGUUUGGGGUUAUCUCCUUGAUACAUGUGGAGAGCAACCCGAUUACAUACCUGAGAUUCAAAAGUUGAUGAGUUUAGGUUCAUUUAUUAUGUCUAUCUCGUUUAGUCUUUUAACUCGGAUAACAUUUUCUCAUAUAUUUGCCUAUGUACAAGGCUUUUUCCUACUUAGUAAACAAGGUAUUCCUUUCCAGGCUGUUAUUUGUGAAGAAUCAACUCCAUUACGUGUUUUGACAGCAUGCUUUAUUAUGUUAAAACAAAAGCAUAAUAGUAUCCAUCAGAUAAUCUCAUAUUUAGGUACCUUGAUCAUAUAUAUUGCAAGUAUUAUCAUCGGCGCAUAUGCUGCUUCUAAGUUGGCAACUCCCUAUAUCUUUUAUGAGACUUCAAUUAAUUGGGUACAGGCCCCAACUAAAGGGCUAAACAGUAGCUUGUAUAGUGCAUUCACACCUGAAAAUUCCUUCGGACAAUUCAAUGAAAUUCAAUUUAAUGCAUUGUCUAAUUGGAAUACAAUGACUGGAGUGGACGGCAAUGAGAUAGCAUUUAUGCCAAUGGCAAUCGCUAAAACAAUUAAAGAACUAGAACAAAAUUUGACACAAAAUAAUCAAUCCAAUAAUCAACCCUCUAAUAAUGAACUGACCAAAUGGAAAUUAGAAAAGGUGUUUAAUAACGUUGGCAUGCAAUAUUUAGCAUCCCAGUGUAGUGCUAAUAUAAUUCCUCCUUGUGAAAUAGACGGUCGGGAAAGUGUUCACGUAAUGGCAGGAAAAGAAAAUCAGACGAUUUCAUGGCGUUUGUGCAAUUUACAUUAUAAUACAAUAAAUACUUCUAUGCAAAUUGAUUGUAAUAUAUCUAUUAAAGGAGGUGUUUUUCCUCUUAUAACAUUUGAAUAUCCUAGCGCUAAUCAGCAACCUCGUGAAGAAGAUCUGUCGCAAGUUUUAAUGAAAAAAAAUGAGUUAAAAGAAUUAGAAGAAAUCAAGAAUAAUCUAUUUGCUAUUAUGGAGAAUGCUUUAUUACGUCCUUUCAACUAUAGUGAUCCAAUUACCAAAAAUGUUGCUAUGCAGUUAGCUUCUGCUUGGAGUUGUGAACCUGAAAAUGUUACUUGUGCUCAAUCUAAAGGAACAGCAGCAACUGUACGAUACGUUGGUGCAUUAUUGGAUACUACGUCCGUUAUGUAUUUAGCAGAAAUUUCAAAAAAUAUAACUGAAUUUUUAAAGAAUAAUUCAUCAACGACCGGUUCCUUUAGGAUUUCACAUAGGGUGUGUUUAGGAGGCACUAAUCCAAUGCAAUCAAUUGGGAUAAUGAUAACAAUUCCACUGAUAAUAGUAAUUAUUGGAUUAUUACCAUUACUUUACAAUAAUAAGUUAUGGUGGCUUGCAGCUGAUAUUGGAAACAAUUAUAUUGCUUUUGCAAGGAGUAUUAGUCCAUGCGGAGAAAAUUGGGACAACGAAUUACCUGAAUGUACUGCACGACCUGGUGAGACUAAAUUCAAGAAAACAGUCAGGCUCAAUAUUAAAGAUAAUCACAUUGGUUUAUCAUCUAGUCUUCAUGAUAAUAAAACUUAA